Molecule: messenger RNA, 498 nt
Organism: Ordospora colligata OC4
Lineage: Eukaryota; Fungi; Microsporidia; Ordosporidae
Product: subunit zeta of vesicle coat complex COPI
Exons: 1
Coding region: 1-498 (165 amino acids)
Source: RefSeq, a predicted model, not a curated record
AUGGAUUGCCUGGACAUUGAAGGAUUGAUUAUUGCAGAUACCAAUGGAGAAAUUCUAUUCAAAAAAACAUUUGUAAAGGAUGAAGACCUUUCAAAGAGAAUCGUUGAAAAGGUUAUAUAUGCCAAGGAAAAUAUGUCGAUGGCAUUUGACAGAAUAGUCAUGUCUAAGAAGAUCGAUGAGCUUGUGCUGAUCAUCUACUGCCCUAUAGAAUGCAACGAACCAUUCGUUUGGCAUGCAUUCAACGAGUUCAUGAUUGGAUUUAUGUCAAUCAUCAAGAGUUCAAUCAAAGACAAGCUUUGGAAGAAGUAUGAUCAGGUUAUAUUGCUUGUGGCAGGAUUUGUGUAUGAAGGCAUGAUUGUGCAGUCCAAGAGCACCGAGAUGAUCGACAGGCUUGCAAAAAGAAACUUUGAAGGAGUGGAUGGAAUGAAGGUUCCGAAGGGACUUGCAUCAUUCAUUCACAAAGCAACAAAGUCAUUCACAAUGGGAAGUAACAAAUAA